Messenger RNA from Brassica oleracea var. oleracea, 2175 nucleotides. RefSeq names its product MACPF domain-containing protein CAD1-like. Lineage: Eukaryota; Viridiplantae; Streptophyta; Magnoliopsida; Brassicales; Brassicaceae. The transcript has 5 exons. The coding region runs from base 241 to 1920 and encodes 559 amino acids. The record is from RefSeq and is a predicted model, not a curated record. Gene Ontology annotation, cellular component: plasma membrane. Gene Ontology annotation, biological process: regulation of salicylic acid mediated signaling pathway; plant-type hypersensitive response.
GAAGAAAGGAUCUAACUAGCAACAAAAGGAAAAAGACAAGUCAACCUACUAAGAAUCUUCUUGAUAUCAAUCACACACAAGAAAGAAAAAAACAAACAAACAAAAAAUCAAACGCGGUUUCUUGAUUACUGGAAGCUAAAUCGAAUGCUCAAAAGUUUCUUCUUCUUCGUCUUCCCCACAAACCCUAGAUGAGUUUGUAAUCAUCAUCAUCGACUUUUCGAGAUUAGUCAACCGUGUCGAAUGGAGAAUCGUAAAGGAUCCGAAGCUUUGACCACGACGCUUCGCAGUGCGAUCCAAGCUUUAGGUCGUGGUUUCGAUGUCACAUCCGAUGUCCGGCUUCUGUACUGCAAAGGAGCUCCUGGUUCAAGACUUGUUCGUAUCGAAGAAGGAAAAAACAGAGAUCUUGAGAUGUCUGAUGGAUUUUUUCUUCCUAAUGUCCCCGCUGAUAUCGAGUGCUCACUAGGCGAACCUUACAUAGAUAGAAUCUCUGUUUGCAGCUUCCAUCAGAUGGCGGCAAACUUUAAUGAGAGAUCAGGUGUAAAAGGGAACAUACCACUAGGAUGCUUUAACGCCAUGUUCAAUUUUACCGGUUCUUGGCAAGUAGAUGCAGCUUCAACAAAGUCUCUUGCACUUGUUGGAUACGUUAUUCCCCUUUAUGAAGUCAAACUGGCUAAGCUUACAUUGUUUUUGCGCAACGAGAUCAAACAAGCCGUUCCUUCCUCAUGGGAUCCUGCUUCCUUAGCUAGCUUUAUCGAAAACUAUGGGACUCAUAUUGUGACUUCGGUUACGAUUGGUGGAAGAGAUAUGGUUUACAUCAGACAGCAUCAAACUUCUCCUUUACCAGUAUCUGAAAUCGAGAACUAUGUCAACAACAUGGAGGAACACAGGUUUCACAAAGCAGAGACUCAAUCUAUUACUACUGAACCCUUAAAAUACAAAGACAAGGAUAUUACAGUAAUCUUUAGGAGAAGAGGAGGUGAUGAUCUUGAACAAAGCCAUGCUCGUUGGGCUGAGACAGUAUCCGCAGCUUCAGAUAUUAUUAACAUGACUUUUACUCCUAUUGUUUCUCUUCUCGAAGGUGUGCCUGGUCUACGGCAUUUGAGUCGUGCUAUCGAACUUUACUUGGAAUAUAAGCCUCCUAUGGAAGAUUUACAAUACUUCUUGGACUUCCAAAUAGCUAGAGCUUGGGCUCCUGAACAGAGCAACCUCCAACGCAAAGAGCCUGUGUGUAAAUCUCUUCACUUCAGCUUAAUGGGUCCAAAACUAUUCAUCAGCGCUGAUCAGGUAACGGUUGGGCGUAAACCGGUUACGGGUCUCAGGCUAAGCUUAGAAGGAAGCAAACAGAACCGUCUCUCUAUCCAUCUACAACACUUGGUCUCUCUCCCCAAGAUCUUGCAGCCACAUUGGGACUCUCACGUGCCUAUUGGUGCACCGAAGUGGCAAGGACCUGAGGAACAAGAUAGCCGUUGGUUUGAGCCUAUCAAAUGGAAGAACUUCUCUCACGUAAGCACCUCUCCUAUAGAAUAUACGGAGACACACAUAGGCGAUCUCUCUGGCGUUCAUAUUGUCACCGGAGCUCAGCUAGGUGUUUGGAACUUCGGAACAAAGAGCGUUUUGCACUUGAAACUACUCUUCUCUAAAGUCCCUGGAUGCACAAUAAGACGGUCUGUUUGGGACCACACACCGGUUGCUUCCUCAGGACGGCUCGAUCCGGGAGGUCCGUCUACUUCGAGUUCGGCCGAAGAGAAGAGAGAGGACGUGACUGGGCAGUCAGGGAAGCUGGCUAAGAUAGUGGAUUCGUCAGAGAUGUUAAAAGGACCACAAGAUUUGCCUGGACAUUGGCUUGUCACUGGAGCAAAGCUAGGCGUUGAAAAGGGUAUGAUUGUGUUGCGUGUGAAGUAUUCGUUGCUAAAUUAUUGAAAGGUUUUUAGAUGAGAUCUUGUUUUUUCGGCGGCCGGGAACUUUUGCGGACAGCAUUCUUUGCACAGCGGAUCUUCUCGUACAUGUUUCAGUUGCUUACAAGAACCCGUUCGGUUUGGUUCUAUUUUAGUUUGCUUUGGUUUUGUAUUGGUUGAUCUUUAAGUUUUGGUUCGUUUGGUUUCUGUAGAUGAUUUUUAUUAUAAAAUCAAAGAUGUAAAUUGUAGUCGGAUUCAACACAUGGUCGAUGUUUCUCAA